UCAGCAGCCACCGAGCAUGGGUCCCUUUGGUAAUAGAAUAGCCAAUGUAAUUUGACACUUCAACUUACUGUGCUCUCUCCGAGUCUAUUCAGUUACUCACCCACUGACGCCGAGCCCAUUCUCAGUGGCCGCGAGGGGGGAAGAUAUUUAAAAAAAGCAAGAGUCGAAAAUUACCGAGGACUUUCUGCGCUUGAUAACCCGGGGCAGAAGAAUUGAGACACUGGAGUGUUUCUCCUCCUGGUGUGUGAAUGGGUGGGGGGGAGUCAAGGAUUGAAAAUAACACAGAAGUCUCCAGUUUAAUGGCUGGCAGGUAGAGGCCAAAGAGGGACAAUCAACAUGAACUCGAUUCCGUCGAUGGACAGACACAUACAGCAGACCAAUGACCGUCUGCAGUGUAUCAAACAGCACCUACAAAAUCCAGCAAAUUUCCAAACAGCAGCCACAGAGCUGCUGGACUGGUGUGGUGACCCCAGAGCCUUCCAGCGCCCCUUCGAGCAAAGCCUGAUGGGAUGCCUAACGGUGGUUAGCCGCGUAGCAGCGCAGCAGGGCUUUGACUUGGACCUGGGCUAUCGGCUCCUGGCUGUGUGCGCUGCCAACAGGGACAAGUUCACUCCAAAAUCAGCAGCCCUCCUCUCCUCGUGGUGUGAGGAGCUUGGACGCCUCCUCCUCCUCCGUCACCAGAAGAACAGGCAGAACGAGCCUCCGGGAAAAGUGCCCAUGCAGCCCCCCAUGAGUUCCAUGAAGCCCAGCCUCUCACAUGGAGAUGGGUCUUUUCCCUAUGACUCAGUUCCCUGGCAGCAAAACACCAACCAGCCUCCCGGUUCAGUGUCUGUGGUGACCACCGUGUGGGGUGUGACCAACACUUCCCAGAGCCAGGUGUUGGGGAAUCCCAUGGCCAACAGCAACAAUCCCAUGAACCCUGGUGGUAACCCUAUGGCCUCGAGUAUGUCUGGUAACACUCCAGGUAUGAACUCUCCUCAGUUCCCCGGUCCGCAGCAGCAGUUCCCCAACAAAGGCAACUCAAACCCGGCCUAUAUGCAGCAGGGGAUGUACGGUCGACCCAACUACCCUGGAGGAGGAGGCUUUGGUGGCAAUUACCCUGGAGGGCCGAAUGCUGGACCCGGUGGAAUGGGCAUCCCUCCGCACUCCCGUCCUCCCUCUGACUUCACCCAGCCUGCCGCUGCUGCCGCCGCAGCUGCAGUUGCUGCUGCUGCUGCCACCGCAACUGCCACUGCAACAGCAACUGUAGCCGCCCUGCAGGAAACCCAGAAUAAGGACAUGAACCAAUAUGGACCGAUGAGUUCCUCUUUCCAGAUGGGGCCAAAUCAGGCAUACAACAGUCAGUUCAUGAACCAGCCAGGACCCCGCGGCCCUCCAUCCCUUCCUGGAAACAUGGGCACAGGCAUGAAUGCAUCCAACAUGAGCGGGCCUCCAAUGGGAAUGAACCAACCCAGGGGCCAAGGCAUGGGGCCUUUUGGGGCACACGGUCAAAGGAUGCCUCAGCAAGGCUAUGCAGGUCCUCGGGCUCAGGGCAUGGGUAUGCAGGGCAUAAAAAGACCGUACCCAGGGGAGCCAAACUAUGGUGGGCAGCAGUAUGGACCAAACAACCAGUUCCCUAACCAGCAGGGCCAAUAUCCCACACCAAAUGCCUCCAGGCCGCUGCCAUCCCCCAACUACCCUGGCCCGAGGAUGCCAGGACAGCAGCUGCAAGGCCAAUACCCACCACCCAGUGGUGCCAUAGGCCAGUACUAUAAGCAAGAGCCACCUUUCAAUGGCCAAACAAAUAACUUCUCUGGGAGUGGAUAUCAGUACAACCAGGGAAAUAUGAAUGGGCCUCCAAGGCCAGUGGGGAACUACCCUCACUCGCCUGUGCCAGGAAACCCUACUCCUCCAAUGACACCAGGAAGUAACAUCCCGCCGUACCUGUCGCCAAACCAGGAUGUGAAGCCACCCUUCCCUCCUGACAUUAAACCAAAUAUCACCGCACUCCCUCCCCCACCAGCAAGCCACAACGAGGAACUGCGUCUGACGUUCCCAGUGCGGGAUGGAGUAGUCCUAGAGCCCUUCAGGCUAGAACAUAACCUGGCUGUCAGCAACCACGUCUUCCAUUUACGGCCCUCUGUACACCAGACACUCAUGUGGAGUCACUUAGAUGUUUUUUCCCCCCAGUCGCACUUGUUUGUGCUACAACUGGUCCAUCGGCCCUCAGUUCGCUCUGUCCUCCAAGGCUUACUGAAGAAGAGGCUUCUGCCUGCAGAGCACUGCAUCACCAAAGUAAAGAGGAACUUCAGUAGCGUGGCAGCGUCGUCGGGCAAUACCACAUUAAACGGGGAGGAUGGCGUGGAGCAGACAGCCAUCAAGGUUUCGCUCAAAUGUCCAAUCACCUUCCGGCGAAUACAGCUUCCAGCAAGAGGGCAUGACUGCAAACAUGUUCAGUGUUUUGAUUUGGAAUCAUAUUUACAACUGAACUGUGAGCGGGGAACAUGGCGAUGUCCUGUAUGCAAUAAAACUGCGUUGUUAGAAGGACUCGAGGUGGACCAGUACAUGUGGGGAAUCCUGAAUGCUAUUCAAAACUCUGAGUUUGAGGAAGUGACAAUUGACCCGACGUGUAGUUGGCGGCCGGUGGCUAUAAAAUCAGAAAUUCACAUAAAAGAAGAUCCAGAUGGACCACUGGCAAAGAGGUUUAAGACGAUGAGUCCCAGCCAGAUGAUCAUGCCUAAUGUGAUGGAGAUGAUAGCUCAACUUGGCCCCGGACCCUCACCAUACCCAUCGCUUCCUUCUGGGCAAGGAGGCAAUAACAGCGAAUACGGAAGCCAAGGCAACAGUUACCAGAGCCAUGGGAACUUUGAUUUCCCUCACGGGACCCCUGGUGGUACGUCGAUGAAUGACUUCAUGCAUGGUCCCCAGCUGUCUCACCCACCUGACAUGCCCAACAACCUGAUGGCACAAGACAAGCCACUGUCCCACAAUAUGCCUGACACAAUACCUCAUUCUGUUGGCAAUGACCAACCGCAUGGUCCACUGCAGCAGAGUUUACACGCGUCUCCACACCCUGGGAGCCAAUCAGGGCAGCAGCUACACCACAGCGGGCCUCCUCAGCCCUCACGACAAGCUCCUCCUCCUCAACAACAGCAGCAACAACAGCAGCAGCCUGGCCCCAACAACCACCCUCACAGCGACCUGGCCUUCAACCCCUCCAGCAGUUUGGACAGCCAAGCAGGGUCAGACAUGCCUGAGCCGUCCUUAGACCUUCUUCCAGAGCUCGCUAACCCAGAUGAACUGUUGUCCUACCUGGAUCCCCCAGACCUCCCCAGCAAUAGCAACGAUGACCUUCUAUCGCUCUUUGAAAACAACUGAGGCGAUUCAGAAACAUAUAAUCACUGACUGCUGCAGUUUCCCUGAGAACCCAAGGUGGUCACUCAGUACUUGAUAAACACAAAGAUGCACUCCCUUUCUCUUCUUCCUCUUGUACAACUUUCAUUCGCCAGCACAGAUUGACUGAAAGAGGUUACAACUCAAAGACACGGCAAGGGUUUUCCCUGCCCUCUCACCCAGAGGUGAUAACUUUGAACUGUGCAGCUAUACUCAGUUGAUUUUUUUUUUUUAAUGUCACACACAUGUGUAUGUGUGCUUAUUAGGAACGUGUUGUAGCAUUUUUUUUUUUAUUCGUGUUUUGUUUCCUUUUCCGAAGAAAAAGGAAUUCACUGUAAAAAAACAGAAAAAUAACUGAAAAAACCUGCGCUAUCUGGCCAGUGCGUUUUAUCUUAUUCCAAUCUGAGAGGCCACAGCUUCCUGGUGUCGCAGCUCCAUUCCCUGACUGGUCUGGUUAAUCGCACUUUUUUGUCCACCACACAUCAUUUAAAAGCACAAGAGAUUCUGACAACGCAAAAACACAAAAAUCUGCCUUUCCAAAAAUAAACAAAAAAUAAGAUCAACGUGCCCAUCUUUGACAAAAUGUCUUUUCUAAAACAAAUUUUUGCUCCUCUGCCAAGAUUUUAAAAAAUAUUUUUGGGACUGAUCGGCAUCCACUUUGUCUACGAUUGUGCUAUUUUUUAAACACAUAGAUGUCCCUCCUUUUUGGUUUCGACAGCAGAAAAUGAAAAGAAAUUGCCCCAAUUACACCAAACAACAUUCAUAACAGAGUAGCAUAUCUGUCCAUCUACAUAUUGUAAAGUUAUUGUCCCUUGUACAAAGAAGGGAUUUCAUUGGAAACGUAAGGUACAACGUGCGAGGUUUAGGUUCCUGUGACGAUCCUGCUUUGUCGCUUCCUGCUACAACUCCUUCCAUCAGCUCUGCAUGAGCCAUCGUGUUUCUCUUGUCAGCAGUUUUGCUGAAUUACAUCUCUCUUCCCGGUUAAAUGAUGUUGUUUAAGUAAUCUACAAAGUGCAUGUGUGCCAAGCCCUUGUCUAGUGCUGUUCCAAGUGGUGAUAACAAAAGAUAGUGUGGUUUUUAUCAGUUGCUGUUUCCACAGAUCUUCUUUGUUUGCUUGUUUUAUGAUUUUCUGUCAGGUUUAGUAUGAUUUUAUUUAACACUAACAUUGAAGGGAUGAUGUUGAUGUCAGCAGUACAUUUAUCAUGUAUUUGCUGCAUAUACUGUGUUAUGUUUAUUAUGUUUUGUUUUUUUUAUUGUUGCUGCACAAUUAAACUAUACAUAAACCUUUUGGGAAACUGCUCAACAUCACCAAAGUUAGUGGGAUGAGAAUGGAAAUGUUUGUGCUUGCUUGGUCCUGUAAAGACUGAAAGUGUGUGCACGCAAGUGUGUGAGUGUGUGUGUGUGUGUGUGUGUCAGCGUGAUUGGAUGUAAUAUUGGUUUUAAAGAUAAAGUAGAGGACAGUUUAUCCAUCACUGCUGUUCAAGAAGUGGUUUUCAAAGCAGUAUUGGUGCAGAUUUCUUUCUUUUUGCCACAUUUGUUUUCAUUUUAAUGUUAAAAAAAGAGUGCUGUUCUGUAUGCAAAUGUAUUAUUUUUUAAGAAAUGCUAUUGUACUGUAAAUAUCAUUGUGAAUAUUUUUGUAUCAUCUUGAUAAUGUUUGUCCUUCGAUCAUUAGUCGUCCAACUUAACCACAUAUGCUCCCAAACCAGCAUACGGCUGUCUCGUCUCCACGCCGGGGCGUAGCCAGCCCAAGCAUUUCAUAAGCUAUCGCAGGUCGUCGUCGUUUCCCCCGAGUCGCUUUCCCACCUGUUCAUGUCCUAAUAUUUGUUGUCCCCUUCCUUGCAUCAGCUCAAAGUGCUUGUGUAUCAUCAUUUCAGUUUUCAGACGUUGCACUCAGUUCAAAGCAAUAUUUUCCCUCAUGCUACGAUGUAUUGAUUCAAAAUGAUCAAUGUUGUCUGCUCAUGAAUUUAUGUUGACCUUCGUCAGUGAUGCUGAACAGUAAUGGGUUUCGAAUUAUGUGGUGUCAGCUGGCUUUCAGUGUAAUUAGUGAGCUAUGUGAAUAUCAUAAUUGUUGCUAAUUGUCAGUGGUAUUUUAAAGAUAUAUCACAACCAUAUUUUAAAGAAAUUCAUGAUAUUGUUUAUAUUUUUGUUAUAGAAAAAAUGUGGCUUUUUUUAAAAAGCAUGAGACCAUAUACAUUUUUAUCCCCCUUUGUUCUUGGUAAAUUAUUUUGUACUGGUUUUCUUAUUAAUCUGUAAGGCUAGAAAUCCAAUUUCUUUCAAUUGUAGCAUUGUGCUGAAUCAACCAUCCUGAUUUCAUGUACGCAUUAUUUUUAAAUGUUAUAAAAGGAAUUUGUUUUUUCCUAUUCAGAGCCCUAACUUGUUUCAUAUUUUAGUCACAAGGAAACAUCAAAUCAAAAGUCUGUGCUUUCAACAGUUCACUGGUGUGUUUUCAUUCUUCGCGAUCUGAAUUGAAACUUUUAAACAAUCCCACGGAAGUCUUUAUCAUUUCAGUCUUUUUCUUCUUCUUUUCAAAUUGGUGAAAAAGGCAGCACCCCUAAUUUGUAGUUGCACAAUCACAAUAAAGGGACAUUUCUCUGGGGGGGAUGUUGUUUUAAAAGAAAAAAACAGUUGAAAAAAGAAAACGAGUUAAUAAAAAAUUUAAAAAUUAAAAACAAAAACAAAAAAAAGGAAGGGCACGUUCACUAGUUUGACCUGGAAAGGAUUUUAAGACCAGGUCAAACAUCCCAAGGAUGCCUGUAUAUAUGUAAAUUAAUAUAGAGACAUGUGAACAGAAAUGUAUUCAUUUUCCCUGGGAAUGUGCAUUGUUUCUUCAGAAUAAUAAAAAGCUUGCAACCCCUCUACUGGAAGUGGCUGAAUAUGGAAAAUGAAACUUGUUAGUUAGUGUCUGUGGGUAUCGCUCAGCAUUUUGUUCCCACUCUGUAUUAUACUUUCACCUCUUUUGUUACGGGAACUGGGACAGCAAUGUUUUACAUGUAAUAUUUAGCCUAAGUGUUCUAGUCUGUCACCUGCAUACUCUGAGGUGCUAAAGCUAAAAACUUAAAAAACAAAUACAUUUAAAAAAUAAAAAAAUACAUACAAAGCAAAACAAACAAUAAAAAAAAAAAAAACGGUUACAAAGAAAACUGCUCGGAGGUGAGGAAGAAGCACGGUGGGAGGGACGGGUCCAGAAGAUUGUAACCAAUCCAUAGUUUGUACAAUUUUUAAUAUCAUGAACAGUUGGAAAAAUUAUACAAUCUAAGGUGAUUCAUGCAAUGUGGCCAUUGUCUCUCUGUUUGUACAUUGUAUGUACAAUCAUUUCAUAUUCUAAACUGGUGAGAAAAUAAAGGAACUAAUUGUGAUUUUUAGUCUUGCAGAACUGUAUGUAGUUAGAUGAUGUGACAACCUAAUAUUUAUCUAAUAAAUAUGUAUUCAGAUGAUA
Molecule: messenger RNA, 6808 nt
Organism: Neolamprologus brichardi
Lineage: Eukaryota; Metazoa; Chordata; Actinopteri; Cichliformes; Cichlidae
Source: RefSeq, a predicted model, not a curated record